AUGGCUGUGAAUCUGACGCAUGGAGCCAUAGCUAGAAUUUGCAGCAACGAAUCUGUCUACUCUCCUGAUAGAGAGUUUAAACCGAUUCUACAAGUAAUUAAGGUGAAAAAUCGAUGUGUAUGGCUUUCUGAUGGCACAAAUUCUAAUCUCGGAAUGCUCGUCAGUAAAUUAUUCAAUUUGGUAUUUUCAACAUUGUUGCAUGAAGGUUCAGUUGUUAAACUCACUAAUUACACGUUGAGCAAAUCUUUACACAGGAUUAUUUUCAUCUUAGACCUUGAUGUUGCACCAGACAAAUAUCAUCUUAUAGGACAACCUCUCCCACUACCCAAAAAUGCAUCAAGUUUACAACCUAACGUCUCCGACCUGCAGUUCUCUAACCUUCGCUUGUCUGAUGAGAGAAAAUAUCUGACGCAAAAUGCCAUAGAAAUAAUAUGCAGCGGCGUCGUCAGCGACAGUCUCUCUUGUGAUAAUGACUUUAAGCCGGUGCUGCAAGUCCUCGACGCGAAAAAGAACUAUAUCUGUCUUUCUGAUGGUAACCAUGCUAUUUAUGCAGUGCCACCCAGUAACUUAGCAGAAGAAUUGCGGUAUUAUAAUGUUGAAAUUCUCUCCAGUGGUUUGGAACAAGAGUUAGUCCUUUCACCAAGGCUCAACAGUUUCUCCAUUGUUAAACUUACUAACUACAUGUUGAAAAAUUUUGAUGGCCACAAGUUUAUCAUCAUCUUUGAUUAUGAUGUUGUACCAGACACAUGUGAUCUGAUCGGAAGUCCUGUCCUACUACCCGAGACUAAUGUUCCUAUGUCAAUAAACGCGAUUCAAAAAUUUAGUAGUACAUGGACACCGGUGAAUCUGACGCAAGGGGCGAUAGAGAUAAUGUUUAGUGACGAAUACUCUUGCGAUAAAGGGUUUAGGCCGGUGUUGCAAAUUCUCUUCAUGAGUAUCAACAGUCUUUUGCUGUCUGAUGGAUUAUAUGCUAAUACAGUAAACUUGCCGAAGAAUUUGACAGAGUUGGUUAGAACCAGAAGGUUGCAGACAUGGUCGGUUAUUAAAGUUACUCAUUUCUAUGUGAGUGUGAUUCAAAACCGCAGGACUAUUACCAUUGUGGAUCUCGAUGUUAUACUCGACGAUUGCGGGUUGAUCGGACGACCUGUCAAACCGCCGAAUAAUGUACCUGAGAUAAAUGUUAUACGGGCUGGAUAUAGGUGA
Vicia villosa (hairy vetch) is the source of this 1203-nucleotide messenger RNA. RefSeq lists its product as uncharacterized. Gene Ontology annotation, biological process: DNA replication. Bases 1 to 1203 code for a protein of 400 amino acids. NCBI's taxonomy places the organism in Eukaryota, Viridiplantae, Streptophyta, Magnoliopsida, Fabales, Fabaceae. The transcript has 5 exons. The record is from RefSeq and is a predicted model, not a curated record. Gene Ontology annotation, cellular component: nucleus. Gene Ontology annotation, molecular function: DNA binding.